GACGCCCUCUUCGGGGGGAAUGGCAUAUGUAUAAAAAGGCUGUAACAAGUGCAGCAGCUUCAGAAGUCGAUCUCGAACCCAGCUUGUCAAAACCGCGUUGCAAUUCCAUCUUCAUCACCAGCCAGUCCCGUUUUGCGAGACAGUCACUCGACUAGAACACAACCGAUUCACGAUAACAAGGAGGCUACCACCUCGGGAAAGUUACUCAGAGUGGAAACUAACAAAUUCAGCAGCAGUGCUUGAAUCUACCGCUUCAUUAGCAAUGGCCACGAUCGUAACUUCUGGGCUAUCAGAAACAUUUUUCGGUCUGUUAAGCGUCAUGUCGUUGCUAUGUGCCACCAGCGUCAAAUCCUCACCAGUGAGUACCGUUGUUAUCUCGACGUUCGACCCUACCACGAGUGUGGAAGCCAGCACCUUCCAGGUGCCAUGUGAACCCACGGGUACAUCAACGUACACGUCUACCUCCAACGUCCAGACCACUUACGACAUUCUCUCCAUUUAUACAAGCUGCUUGGUCAGAAAAUCAUCGUCAGUUUUCAAGCGAUAUGAGGAAGAGAGGUUUGGGGAGCCGUUGUACCCGCUGAUGGAAGUCUCACUACCCGAUAUUACCACCUUGAGUACACCGGGCUUAUGUGGAGCUGACCGUUUAGCUACUCACUACUUCAUCCUGGAUGGCUUCAAGAAAGCGAUGGUUGGUGUAAUGAAAGAUGAAGAGCAACACAACGGCAGUCGUAAUUUCGGGGGCGAGUUUAAAAAUAUGAACCGCCUACUAGGCAAAGUGCUGCAGGGAACCCGCGAAUUGAUUUGUUCAAAUGGGCUUCAGGGUGAGAGUCAAAUAGAAGAAGUGCAGGGCGUCUUCUUCGAGCCAGUGAACAGGGAGAUUUUGAGGAGUGUACGAGAUUAUACGGUACUCCAUCGGAUCAAUGAGUACGUUAAACAGCUCAACUUCGAUAUUCUGGGCAACAUCGGGUCUGCAGAUGGGUCUGCUAUGGAGAGUGAUUGCGUCAAGCCUACUGUGUGAGCGCUGAAGGGGGAACCCAUGGUAUCAACAAGCGUGCGGCGCGGAGGCCCUGUGAGUGUUUGAGCCAUCUAUUUUGGCGUGCACCGGUCAUCUUUCACGAGAUAAGGUCGAGCUGGGAGUGAGCGUUCCAGCUCGACCGAUGUUGCCCGAGAGUUCAAUUCCUGACGCAAUACUUGGACUCCUUUGAUGAGGAUGUAAACCGUACCUUAGCAGAGCAUCACACAGAGUAGAGACCUCAUCUGGUAACAUCAGCCUGUUGAAAAUGCUUCAGAAUGUAGCUGUUGUUGAGUGGCUGUGGGAUUUUAUUGGAUUUUCCUGAGAACAUGAGGCCUUAAUCCUUCAAUACGGUAAAUUCUUCGAAAAUCUCCCACAGCCAUUCAUCAAGCAGAAAACCAGGAUUAAGCCAACUUUAUGCAGCUUGAAGAAGAUUACAACUGUCUGCCAUUUAAAUUCAAUCAUUCAAUUAUCAUUCCAAUUUAAAAAGAGAAUGUAGGAUUUUUUUCUGUCGCCGGACUGACUUUGUUUUAAUGGGUGUGUUUCCAGCUUAAGGUAGCUCUUCUGAAAACUGCAAAUACCUCACUCUAAGAAACAUUCACAGAAUGAAACUAUGCAAGUACUAUUUUUGCAAACCAUGCAUUGUACUUGAUCAUUGCGGUGUCAUAAUGUGACAUUCUAGAGGUAUUGUGAAAAUCUAUUGUUUAAUCGUGUAAGGGUUGUAAAUAUUAUUUAUUAUUGAAGAGAUUUAUAUAUUUUGGAGAUACCUUUUAUACAAAUCUGUUUUCAUAUUCCAGGUAACUUGGAAUGAAGCAUGGGGAGUUAUUUUCAUUCUACAUCUUUUAACUUGUGAGUUUCAAACGUUAUUGUUGCCCCAACACCAACAAAGACACUAUUACAACGACUGAUAUAUUUUUCUAUGAGACUGUGAGUUAAAGGUGAAUGUUUAAGAAAUGUAGGAAUAUUUUCAUGCAUUUGCUCGGCCCGAAAUGUGAUUUUGAUAUACAAUCCCACCCGCUGUUGAUCUAUAUUUAGAUUUCGGGUGGGCUGAUCCCCUCAUCAACUUGGAAUACGUCUCUCUGGAAAUUGUAAUUUAAAAAGUUAUAUAUGUUAAAUGUAGCGAUAUUUUUAACCACUGCAGUUUGCUGUUUUUAAUAUGUACUCAUGACGGAAAUCAGUGCAAUAGCCCAAAUAUUUGAUAGUAUUUUGAUGACUGAUUUUAAUUAUACUAGAGUUUGGUGAACUGAAUAUCAGUGUGUUAAUUAGCAGUUGAUGUCUGCAGUGUUUCGCAAAGUCAAGUGCCAUGUAAGAGGCUUAAUACCGGUACGUAAUAUGAACCAACUUGGGUAGGAAGCCGAAUUCUUGAGCUGACAAAAACAGAAAUUUGCCCUGCACAAAGUACUUGCCAAACAGUUGACUGACCACAAUGGCAAACGAUUAGUGUUUUACAAAGCUAUGGAUCUCCAUGGCGUUGGUGUCCGGUGCACAUAGCGUACUGUCCCCAUCAUGGCACUGAAUAAAUCUACUUUGUAUAGAUAUAUGGACAUCCAUUAUUUGGAAACGCCUGCAGGAAAAUCCCUCAAACAUCCAUUUUGUUGCGGUAAUGCAGCAACUUCAGAAAGUGUACCAGCUAGUGCUCCAUCUCUGUCUAGCAUUUAUGUAUUCUUUAUCAAAUUAAUGAAUCAACUACUUAACCUUUUAUUUUGAUCUGAGGGUGUUUAACUGAUAUACUCGAUCUUCAGAUAAAUGGGUCCAUUCCGUCAAGUAUUCUUCCUACGCCUUAUGUACAUUUUUUUUCUAAUUCUGCCUCCCCUUUGUAGCAUUUGUUUAUACCAAAAAGUGUAUAUAAGUCUCCGUGUAAUUUAUUUGAGCUUAACUUAUUUAUUUAUUUAUUUCAUAGACAGGUUUUGUUCAUCCUCAAUG
Messenger RNA from Acanthaster planci (crown-of-thorns starfish), 2938 nucleotides. RefSeq lists its product as uncharacterized. The record is from RefSeq and is a predicted model, not a curated record. Lineage: Eukaryota; Metazoa; Echinodermata; Asteroidea; Valvatida; Acanthasteridae.